GGCUCAGAGUGACAGGUUUAGCCAAGUGAUAACAUUCCUGACGACUUCUCUCGCCUGUGUGACGCUAAAGUGCGUUUCUGCCUGAGCGGAAAGAUGGCGCAAAGACACUUCUCGGCUCUUUUCUGCUUCUGGUAACGGGAGAAGUGGAUUCCGAGGAUGCUGCUGCUUCUCCCCAGCUGGACGGAGCGGCUUUCCGCCGGGCUGCCGUUCGGCGUCUUUGUCGUUCUCCUCACCGCUGUUAGCGUUAGCAUUUCAGGUAAAGACUCUGCCCCUCUUGAUCUUGAUGAACAAAUUGAUUACCUGUCUUCAGUCAUUGCCAAGCAGCAAGUCUCAGAUGUCAACCAGUCAGGCUCGUCUAAGAUGCAGAAUCAGUCUGUGAAGGCUGCACCUCACGUGAAUACAGUAAAACCAGUCACACACAGUCCCUCCACCCCGACCCAUCAAACCAUCAAACCUCAUGUGGCUCAGACGAAGACUCCAGGCCGUAUCAGCACGAUCUUUCUAGACGACAGACUGGUCAUCGUCAUGAUGUGUGUGUUCAUCAUUUUGGGGACUCUGACGGUCAUCCUGGCUGCUGUCUCUUGCUUCCGGAUACAGAGGGAACACCGUUUAACUCAGAAAGUGGAUUACCCUGCGUUUCCUGCGGUGGGAAGCAGCGUCACCAGUGGCACCGCAUCGGGGGACAAAAAGUUGGCUCACAGUGCCCAGAUGUAUCACUACCAACAUCAGAAACAACAGAUGCUCUCAAUGGAAAAACACAAAUUUGAGCCGAAAAUCUCUGAACCUGGAGUUGCAUCAGAUGAGGAAACUGAAGAAGGGGACUUCACUGUAUAUGAGUGUCCUGGACUUGCACCAACUGGAGAGAUGGAAGUGAAGAAUCCACUGUUUGAUGACUCUACAUUACAGAACGGAAGGAAUCACAAGUGAUGUGGAUGCUUACGCAGACACACAAACACGUACUACAUAAUAGAGUAUAUAGAUCCGGAAGUUUCAUUUUCACUCGAGAAUAUUACUGAUAUACCUGCACACCUUUAAUGUAUAUAAAACCCACACACAGACACGAAACGGUAAAGAACACUGGACAAUGAUUCGAUGACUUUUUUUUUUAUUAUCUUGGCUCCUCAGAACAAAUAUAAUCGGGAAAAACUAUUAAAACCAAAACGCAGUGAAGACCGAAUGAAAAAUAAAAGCAAACGUUGAAAAUGAACUGUCCUUUCAGUGCACUCUUAAUGAACACUGUGCAAAGCAUCAACUCUACAGGGCUCUUCACUUUCCUCAUCACACUCUGCUUUUCAGUCAGUCAUCAGCCUGCACGCGUUUGUGCAGCUUAUUAGUUAACGCACACCUUCCCCCACCACCACCCACCAAUGUAUUGUCUUUAUUGUGACACGGCUUCAUAACUCUUUCGCUUGUAUUUUGAAUGGAUGUGUUGUACAUGACAUUUUGUUUCAUGAUUUUUUUUUUUUUUUUUAGGAAAAAAAAGCACUUAAGUGUUUAUAACCCCUAGUUUAUGGUUCUGUCGAGCUCUUCUCAUAAGUGUAUUUGAAGUCUUUGAAUUUUUGCUCCUUUCUUUCUUUUUUCUUCACUGCUCGUCCUGUUCCUGUCCACCUCUCCCUUUCACACUUGCCACUUUUGUCUCUUGACAUGUAAGCUUCUAUUUAGAGAAUGCUGAACAGACGUUUUGUGUAUAUAAGAGUCACUGAGGUGUCACACACUGGUUACUUUAGUAUAAAUAAAUAACGUUGUUAAAAA
Molecule: messenger RNA, 1752 nt
Organism: Neoarius graeffei (lesser salmon catfish)
Lineage: Eukaryota; Metazoa; Chordata; Actinopteri; Siluriformes; Ariidae
Gene: npdc1a
Product: neural proliferation, differentiation and control, 1a
Exons: 8
Coding region: 157-927 (256 amino acids)
Cellular component (GO): membrane
Source: RefSeq, a predicted model, not a curated record